CGAGCGUAUAUGAUCGCAGUCCUCGGGGCUCGGGGUGCCAGAUGCGUGAGAGCUGUGAUCGAACUGUGCAGAAUUUCUGGGAGGCCAUUCCAGGUCCCAACACCCCACAUCGUUGCUCCGAUCCUCGAGCCUUGCCCAUUCGAUUCGGCUGAACCCCGCUAGACAUCUCGCCGAAUUCGGGCAGUCGUCUUGCAUACACAACAUGGACUCGGGAGUGUCAGCCUCCCGGAUGCACCACUGCCCUGUCUUCCCAAGUCUCCUGGCGCUCUUCACCGCGAGCUGAACUGCCUAGGCGGCCACUUAGACAGAGUCCGCAUUUGGGCACGAAAAAAACCAAUCUUUGCGUUGAUUUUAUACAUAGCUUCUGUUAGAUAUUCCUUCUUUCAGGCUCGCAGUCUCGAUCGAACAUCGUCGAGACUGACAGAUUUCUAAUUCUCGAUCUGAUUUCGGGUUCGAGACCCGAUGAUUAAAAAGACGGUUGAUGAUUCCAGAUUUUUACUUGACAACACGCGUUCAGAGUUAUCGACAUCAGGCUCGUCGUCCAGCGUCCGGCGAGGGAGCUAACGGGAUUAGAAGCGGAUCUACGGCGCUUGAGGGGGGCGGCGGAGAAAUCAGAGCACGCUCAUGGUGAUGGGUGGACCGAGACACAGGGUCCUCGUCGUCUACAUCGCCGUUUGCCUUCUGCUCGGGUGCACGCGGGCGCAACAGACCAGCUCUCAGACCUCGAAUUUCUGGUACUCGGCGCAUUCGGCCGUCGAGGUCCCGUUCUCCAACCAGAGCAUCAAUGUGUUCGCGCCGGCGUCAGGAUUCACGGCCGGGGGCACGGCGCUGUGCCUGACGCAGCCCAUUCCGACGGGGCAGAUCGUGAACGCAGACGCGUCCGGGCGCGGCCUGGCCGUGCUUCCGGUGCAGGUCCGGGACCCCGCGACGCAUGGCGCCCUGUCGUGGAGCACCAUGUUCAGCUUCUGGAUCCAGUCGAACAGCGCGUACGAUCCCGGCGAAGGGUUCGCCUUCAUCAUGUCGCCGGACAACUCGUCGACCGGCAGCGCGGGCAGCUUCCUGGGAUGGCUCAACGGCACGACGCAGGGCCAGGCGCUGGGCAACUUCGCCGUCGAGUUCGACACGGUUCAGAACGCCGAGUUCCAGGACCCCGCGCGCUACCACGUAGGAGUCAAUGUCGACAGCCUCGUCUCGCGGUGCACCCAGCAGUCGGGGUACUGGGACGCAGGCGAGUUCCGGCAGUUCAGCCUGACGUCCGACGACGAGGUCUGGAUCUACGCCUGGAUCGAUUACGACGCGGGGGCGAAACUGAUCUCCGUGACCGUCAGCCCCUCGAAGGCGCGGCCCAUGGUUCCCAUGCUGACGUGCGCGCUCGAUCUGUCGCCCGUCCUGCGCGACGAGAUGUACGUGGGAUUCACGGCGUCGACGGGCAACGACAACACCACCGAGAAGGUGCACAUGUCGCAGCACUCGGUCUACGAGUGGAGUUUCAGCAGCAACGGCUCGGCGCCGGAGAACAUCUUCGGCAACGUGUGGAUUUCGAACCUCGCGCCGCCGAAGACGAACGUGCUACCGAUCGCGAUCGGAGUCGCGGGCGGCGCGGGGCUGGUGCUUCUGGUCGCGCUCCUGGGCGCCGCGGUCUACGUCCGGAAGUACAAGCCGCGCGCGACGUCGUUCCAGGUGGCCGAGUUCGGCGUUCUGGACUGCGUCCGAGGGCCGCAGAUUUUCAGCUACAAGGAGCUCAGCAACGCGACCAAGGCGUUCAGCGAGAAGCAGCUGCUGGGGCGCGGCGGCUUCGGCAAGGUUUACAAGGGCGCGCUGUCCAAGACCGGCGAGGAGAUGGCCGUCAAGCGCAUCAGCAAGACCUCGACGCAGGGCGCGCAGGAGUUCGUGGCCGAGGUGAAGGUGAUCGGGCGCGUGCGGCACCGGAACCUGGUGCCGCUGCUGGGCUGGUGCCACGAGCGCGGCGAGCUGCUGCUGGUGUACGAGCUCAUGCCCAAUGGCAGCCUGGACAAUUUGCUGUUCGACCGGAACAUGGAUCCGGCGGCUGAAGUGCUGUCGUGGAGCAGGCGGGUGAAAAUUCUGAGCGGCGUCGGGGCGGCGCUGGCGUUCCUGCACGAGGAGUGGGAGCAGCGAGUGGUGCAUCGCGACGUGAAGGCCAGCAACGUGAUGCUGGAUGCGGAGUUCAACGCUCGGCUCGGCGAUUUCGGGCUCGCUCGUCUGUACGAUCACAGCCAGGCGCCCAACAGCACCUUGCACAUCGCCGGAACCGUGGGCUACAUGGCGCCCGAGCUCUUCAACAACGGCAAAGCCACGGAGAAAACCGAUGUCUACAGCUUCGGAGCCUUGGCUCUGGAGAUCGCCACGGGAUUGCAAGCCUCGAGCACUCCCGACAAAUCCCAGAGUUUGGUCGACUGGGUGUGGACCCUGUACCGGGAUGAUCGAAUUUUGGAAGCAGCCGAUAGCCGGCUGGAGCAAGCGUUCGACAUUGACGAGAUGACCAUCGUUCUGCAAGUGGGGCUUCUGUGUUCGCAUCCCGACGCGGACUCGAGGCCGACCAUGAGGCAAAGCCUGGCCAUUUUGAAGGGCGAGGUCCCUCUGCCCAUGCUCCCCCUCACUAAGCCCCUCCCGACGUUCGCUUUCAGCAUGAAGCGGAGUGACUACAAUCUGUUCUCGGACACCGCGACACCUCAAGCUGAUUUUGACGAGAUCUCUUUGGACAGUCCUAACACAAAGUCCAGUUUUAGCACCUGGUCGACUCGCUCAAUCGAUCAUACUCUCAACGGCCAGCAGCACGAUAGAACUUCUUCUGUACAGCCAGCCCCCCGCUCAGAUUAGCCUGUAUUUCUAGUGAGCCAUGUGUUCCAGUUAGUACAUAUUUGAUUGUGGAACCUUGUCAGAAAUUUGUACACUAUAUUUUUCUCUCGUGACUGCUUCGCCAUCGGCGGCAUGAGUGUAAAUUACUAAACUGGCAGAAAAACUUAUGCAGAAUAAAUCCAUUGGCGAAACUUCACGGUUUCACCUCAGAAAAGUAAACGAGAACCUGUAAUUAGAUGAGAGGAUGGGACACGGAACGGGUACAGAUAUGUGAAAACUUCAUUCCUAGUUUCAGAUACGCAGACAAAGGCCCCGCAAUCUGAGGUCAACGAGGACGAGCUUUCAAGAGACCAAGUUUUCUUGCGGAGAAAUGUGACAGACGUUUGGUAAAUUGCAUGGAUCCGAAAUCACUGUCAAUAUUCAAACAUCUGAUGUGGAUGAGAUCAAGCUUACCACCCUGCUGUACAGAGUUCCUAACGGGUGAGGUUUUCGCCCACUUCAAAAUUCAUGGUGGCAGGUCUGAAUGCGAGUUCUUAUCACCUGUCUCCUCAUCCCCUAUCUCCUCGUCGAAUACUCUCAUACAUCUCAUCACUAGGAUGUCGAAUUUCUUUCUCCUUGCUGUCUUUGAAAUGGACAAUAUUGAGGAAAUCAAUUCUCAGAAAAAAUGUGAGGUUGAAAUUGGUCGUUUUUGAAUAAAUAUCGGCCUACGUAACGAAUAGGUCGUGCACGGUUGUUCUUGAACUCCAGUUUCGGUAAUCUCAUUCAGCCUUCUUGACGAAUAGCUCGUUUCUUUAUGAAGCUCUUCGUGAUCUGAGCUUUGAAUACUCGGCUGAGCUAGUUUUUUAAGGAAGUCCUUCUAGAUGGAUAUCGAGCCCGAUUCUAGCUAACCAGGUGACUAUAAGAGCAAAAACAGGCAACUGUGUGCAAGUCGUAGGAGGACAAACCGUCUGACGGUGCAGUAUGAUACUGCACCGUCAGACGGUCUGUCCUCCUACGAAGCUGAUACUGCC
Messenger RNA from Marchantia polymorpha subsp. ruderalis, 3827 nucleotides. The record is from the annotation of a GenBank genome assembly. Lineage: Eukaryota; Viridiplantae; Streptophyta; Marchantiopsida; Marchantiales; Marchantiaceae.